Molecule: messenger RNA, 1728 nt
Organism: Ogataea philodendri
Lineage: Eukaryota; Fungi; Ascomycota; Pichiomycetes; Pichiales; Pichiaceae
Exons: 1
Coding region: 1-1728 (575 amino acids)
Biological process (GO): transmembrane transport
Molecular function (GO): transmembrane transporter activity
Source: RefSeq, a predicted model, not a curated record
AUGAGCCAAGUAGAGAAAACAGAUGAAACUCUGGAGUUGGUCACCGACGCUCCUAGAGGAGUCACGCGCAUAGAAAACCUGGACAAGAACAUCGACAAACGGUACCUGCUCCUUUUUGCUUUUUCCGUCUAUCUCUGUUCGUGGACACUUGCGCUUGACUUCACCACCACCACGAGCUACCAGCCCUACGCCACCUCCGAGUUCCACAGACACUCGAUGAUUUCGUCUCUGGACAUUGCAACCACUGUGAUAUCUGCAGUCUCCAAGCCCUUUGUCGCCAAGUUUUCCGACAUGACGUCCCGUGCAUAUGCCUAUCUGCUUAUUCUCGUGCUCUACGUGAUGGGUUUCAUCAUUGCAGCUUGCUCGCAGAGCAUUUCCUCGUACGUUGUCGGGUGCGUCUUUAUCUCAAUUGGAGAAUCGGGUGUUGACUUGAUGAACAACGUUAUCGUCGCAGAUAUGACGCCGCUAAAGUGGAGAACUGCCGUGGCUAGCAUGCUGCUCACUCCGUACUUGUGCACUACCUGGAUAUCUGGCUAUAUCGUGGAAGAUAUACUGAAAACCAACUGGAGGUGGGGCUACGGUAUGUUUGCCAUAAUCACUCCAGUGGUCCUUACGUCAGCUGUGACCAUCAUCUUUGUGAUUGAUCACCGAGUCAACGGCAAUGGUGAGCAACUGUUCAAGCCACCAAAAGUAUCUUGGAAGCAGGUCAGGGAGGCACUAGUGGAGAUUGACGCACUGGGUCUUGUUUUGCUCGGGUUCGCAUUCUCCUUGAUAUUGCUACCCUGCUCUCUCUACGCAUACGCUAAUGGCGGAUGGAAGAACCCUUCAAUGAUUGCUAUGGAGGUAGUUGGUGGAGUUUUGCUGAUCACUUAUGCGGUCUACGAAAUUAGUUACGCGCCUUUUCCGCUGCUACCAAAAGCUGUGCUGCUCAACAGAACGUUUGUGUGCUCUGCAUUCAUUGAUUUCUGCUAUCAGUUCAGUGCUUGUCUUUGGGUUCUCUACUUCAGCUCUUACACACUGGUCACUCUGAACCUUUCCUAUAAACACUGGACGUACUUUAACAACACAGAAACCAUGGGUGUUUGCUUCUUUGGAGUGAUGUGGGGACUUGUGUUUUGGGUGUUCCGCCGGUACAAGGUGUUCCAGGUGAUGGGGACUGCAAUUAGAAUGAUUGGAAUUGGCCUGCUGGUGAAAGCUAGUAAAAUGGAUAAGCCACCAUCUUUGGGGAUUUUGGUAGCAGGAGCAGUUCUGAUAUCCUUUGGCGACGCAUCUACCCAGAUGGCUACCCAACUAGCAGGUCAGGCAUCUGUCCCCCACAAAAACAUGGCCUUUACCAUUUCAAUUCUCGACCUCUUCAGUUCCAUAGGCGGAGCGGUUGGACAGGCUAUUGCUGCCAGUAUUUGGAUCUCGCAGCUACCAAAAAAACUUGUUCAGCACAUUCAAGAUCCAACUGCUGCAUAUACCUACUUUGAAGACAUCUCGACUAUUUAUGCGUUGCCUUGGGGAUCCAGUGAUAGACUUGCGUGUAUCAAGGCGUACCAAGAGCUUAACUAUCUACUGUUCUGCGGGGCUUUGGGCGUUGGAGGGGCGUGCUUCCUCGCCGCCUUCUUGCAAACUAACUACUACCUCGGAGACACCCAGAAUGCAGUUGAAGGCUCACAAAAGGAAGACUACACCGGCCGUUGGUAUGAGUACAUAUUUGAUUUCGUGAGACACCCCUUGGGCUGA